This is a messenger RNA of Oncorhynchus gorbuscha (pink salmon), 5846 nucleotides long. RefSeq names its product diacylglycerol kinase epsilon-like. Bases 715 to 2442 code for a protein of 575 amino acids. The record is from RefSeq and is a predicted model, not a curated record. The transcript is spliced from 11 exons. Gene Ontology annotation, molecular function: ATP-dependent diacylglycerol kinase activity. NCBI's taxonomy places the organism in Eukaryota, Metazoa, Chordata, Actinopteri, Salmoniformes, Salmonidae.
ACUUCAAAAUGGAGAUAGCCUCAAUGGCGCUACCCAUGUUGUUACAGACGCUAUAAUUGCACAGAUACAAAGAUGAGUCCUAUAUCUAUCUCUAUGUAAAUCACUGCUCAAUAUUAUUUGCAGAUCAGUCAGUCAAAAUGUACCCAUGAUACAACACGGUUUUGACGCGCUUGAACACUGCCAUUAGGUGGGAAGGCAACUGUUUGCGAUUGGACAUAUGUUUUAUCGACGAAUCUAUUGUUGAGUCGUGUUAUUGAUAUAGUAAUGAAGCUGUCACUUCAAUGCAACCUUUAAUAUUAUAAAUGCUUGUGCAUGCGUUUCGAUGUUUUUAAAAACUUAUGUUUUUUACAGACGAUUGAUUACUAGCUUUUAAUGUAGUCAUUGCUGGAGAGGUGAGGAGCACAUCAGGUGGCCAGUAACUAUAUCUAGCAUAGCUUCUGAUAACAACAACAGUAAGCUAAUGAUUCAAAUGUUGGUGGUCGUCGUCUAGCUACGUCUUUUGCACACACAAAAAAUCACGGCAGUCAUUGUUUACAAUCUCGCUCGAGCCUUGUUUUGUGCGUUAUUUCGCUACACGAGAAGGUUGUCAUUUUCUCGUAGCUAUUGGAUGGACACCAUGAUGAGCGCGCCUUGCGCACAAUGUUUAUAUGAAUUCUCGUGAUAUUCUAUGAUUUGAUUAGUUUAUUCACGUUAAUACCAACCACUCUUCUUCGGAUGUCAAUGGAGGGGGACGAUGGAAACCGUGAACAAUCGUCACGGGAAGAGUGGACACUCCUGUUUUGGACCACUCUCGCUGUCGUAGUGCCCGUGAUCAUUACAUUGUGGUGCAGUGUCCAGCGCUCCAAACGGAAAAUACACAUGAAAGACUUCUUCCGCAAGAGCAAGCACGGCUGGCACUGCACCGACCUGUUCAACAAGCCCACCUACUGCUGUGUAUGCCAACAACACAUUCUACAAGGGGCAUUCUGCGACUGCUGCGGAGUGUGCACCGACGAGACAUGCCUGCGUCGGGCCGACCGGAGCCUUGUUUGCAAAGAGAUUAUGGCUCCGUCCCAAGCGGAUGGGACACUAGAGCACCGCUGGGUCCGGGGAAACGUCCCUCUCUGCAGUAUCUGUGUGGUCUGCAAGGAGCAAUGUGGGAACCAACCGAAGCUGUGUGACUUCAGGUGUGUGUGGUGUCAGACAAUGGUGCACGAUGACUGCAAGGCCAGCCUGUCGGACGGGGAGCGCUGUGAGCUGGGCGAGUUCCGCAGCCUCAUCAUCCCCCCUCACUACCUCCACCACGUCAACAAGCUCCGCCGCAGGCAUCCCGACGAGUACAGCAAGCUGGCGUCUGCCUGUGGGAGCAGCUGGACUCCAGUGCUGGUCCUGGCCAACACUCGCAGUGGGAACAACAUGGGGGAGGCUCUGCUUGGAGAGUUCCGCACCAUCCUCAACCCUGUCCAGGUGUUUGACCUGUCGGAGCUGCCUCCCUCCAAGGCUCUGCAGCUGUGCACCCUGCUGCCUCCAGGCAGUGUUAGGGUGCUGGUGUGUGGGGGGGAUGGAACCGUGGGUUGGGUGCUGGAUGCCAUCGACACCAUGAAGCUCAAGGGCCAAGAUCAGUUCAUCCCCAGGGUGAUGAUCCUGCCCCUGGGUACAGGGAACGAUCUGUCCAACUCCCUGGGCUGGGGGUCGGGCUACGCCGGGGAGAUCCCUGUGGAGCAGGUGCUCCGGAACGUCCUCGAAGCAGAGGUGGUCAAGAUGGACAGGUGGAAAGUUCAGGUAGCCUCAAAGGGGCUCUACUUUCGUAAGCCAAAGGUCCUGUCCAUGAAUAACUAUUUCUCAGUGGGCCCGGAUGCCCUGAUGGCGCUCAACUUCCACACCCACCGUGAGAAGACCCCCUCCUUCUUCUCCAGCCGCAUCAUCAACAAGGCUGUAUAUUUCAUGUAUGGCACCAAAGAUUGCUUAGUUCAAGAAUGCAAAGACCUGGAUAAGAGGAUUGAGUUGGAGCUGGAUGGAGAGAGAGUGGCCCUGCCCAGUCUGGAGGGCAUCAUUGUGUGUAACAUCGGCUACUGGGGCGGAGGCUGUCGUCUGUGGGAGGGCAUGGGGGACGAGCCCUACCCCCCUACGCGGCUGGAUGACGGGCUGCUCGAGGUGGUGGGUGUGUUUGGCUCCUUCCACUGUGCUCAGAUCCAAGUCAAGAUGGCCAACCCGGUGCGGCUGGGCCAGGCCCACACAGUCCGGCUGGUGCUGAAGACGUCCCGGAUGCCCAUGCAGGUGGACGGGGAGCCGUGGGCCCAGGGCCCGUGCACCAUCACCAUCACCCACAAGACCCAGGCCUUCAUGCUCUAUCACAGCGCUGAGCAGACGGACGACGACGACGAAUCCAGCACCUCCGAGGCUGAAAGCUCCGCCCCCCAUGACUCUCCCAAGCCAGCAGGUCCCGCCUCUGCUCGUGCCUGAGCCCCCAAGUUCCACCACCUCAAUGUUUCAUCCAUACCCCUCCUUUGUUCGUUGUAGUAAAUGCUGAUGACAUAAUGCCACGAUUGCACUCCCAGAUGAUGAUGUAAGCCAGAGCUCAGGCAUAUUCCCGCCUCGGGGUAAAGGAAGGAAGGAAGGAGAUGUUUCAGUGGAUGAUGGGCUGUAUAUUUGCACUGAUCCCUUGUUUUAUAGUUAUAACAGUUCUAUAGUUUGGCAGUGUUUCCCAACAUGGACCCCGUGUGUCCCUGACUCAAGAGGAAGCAUUGACCUCGACACUCCGACUCCUAUGAUAGAAUAUAUAUUUAUAUUAGUAAGUCAAUCACUGGACGUUUGUUUUGUUUACUCUUAAUUUCAUGAUGAUGCACUGUUAUUGCCAUGUUGGCCAAAUCCCCAAUGUGCUGUACUGGACAGACACUAGUUAGUGGUUACUAAGUCUUAAGAAAACAUUACUUGACUAUAUUUCUUAAAAUGAUUUUUUUUAGGACUCUUAGUUAACCAUUCCUAGUGAAAUAUCCGAUGCUUCUAAAGGAUUUAUUCACAGGUUUUAUAAUUUCGACCUUGUAAUAUUUGGCGACAAAAUAUCUACCACAAUAAUCCACUGUCUGUUAAAUGCCUUUUUUUUGUGCAAUAUUUUGUCCUUUUCUUGAUUAGACCUCUCUUUGUGUGGGCACUUCGUUGUUGCACUGUAGGAAUUACUCCGUAGGACAUAGUUAGAAUUGUACUGUCCCUCAAAACCGACUGCUCAGUGUUCAGAAGUAUAGUUAUGAUAUUACUCUGUCCGUAUCUAUUUUGUUUGUUGUCUACUAUGGAAAGAUUGUUUAUUUCAAACACUUUGUCUUCAUGCUGCGUAUCAGUAGACAAACUGCUAGGUGACACCCUAUGUCUGUCACAUAGAAAUAGAUUAGCAUCUAGCCAUUCUAUUUCUAUGGUGUGUCAACUGUCAUGUUUGUUACCACAAUGUUUUAAUGAUUUUUUUUUUCUGAAUCUCCGUCACCUUUCAGGAAUGUCAUUCAGGAAUAAUGCUGUUUUGUCAUUUUAGUGAGGUCAAGGUUGAGAUAUCAGUAGGUUUGUUACAGCCAUAAUACAAAGUUAUACGUGGCGUUCCAGGUUGUCUGUUAUGCAAUCACACUGCACACCUGCCCCUAAGCACUUCUGCAGGUCCCUCUGUUUGUGGAACCAGUCUGAUCACUGCGUUCGCCAUUCUAUUUCAAAUCACUUGCAGUAGAACAGAAUGGUUGGCACAGCAAUCAGAUUGGUUCCACCAGGUUACCCUGUCCACAUAAUCUUAUUCAUUGUGAUCUAUAAGGGAAAAGUGAUCCUAGAUCAGCAUUCCUAAUCAUCUGUGCAGCGUGACUGCAAGCAAUAUGACCUGGAACGUCUCCUAAAAGUCUUGGUCCUUAAGCCAACUAUUGGCAUCAACUGUAUAACGGGAGGAUUGUCAAUGUUCAUCUAAAGCUUCGGAGGGCCAUAGUUAUUAAUAUAAUGCCAAUGCUUGUAAAAUACAAGUGCUUACAUUCCCUUUGUGUGUGUUAAGCCGUUGGAUAAUCGUCUCGUUGCUUGGCACCCAUUUGAUGUGUAUCUGCGCUUCUAAUUUGUUUACAACAAACCUGAAUGUUCUAGAAACAAGUCUGAGCAUCUUAACUGUGGACAGAAAUGUUAUUUCAAACACUAUAGAGCAGGGGUAUUCAACUCUUACCCUACGAGGGCCGGAGCCUGCUGGUUUUCUGUUCUACCUGAUAAUGAAUUGCACACACCUGGUGUUCCAGGUCUAAAUCAGUCCCUGUUUAGAGGGAAAGAAUGAAAAAAUGCAGUUGAACUGGCUAAGUCCAGAGUUGAGUUGAAGGGGUAUAGAGCCCCACACUGGAGGUGUCAUAAUACUCAUAAAACCUAGUGGUCAAACAGGGAAAUGGUUCCAAUUGUUUUUCCACCAUUCAUUUUUCCUAUUUUUAAAACACUUAAGGGCUGUGUUUUCCUGUAGGCUUACCCUGGCGUGACGUUUUGAUAUAUCAUGUAAAUCUAUCUCGGACAAGGUGACUUAUCAAUAUAUUCGGCUCCAUUUACUCUCAGAUUCGAAUCAGCGUCAAAGUAGACAUGCAAAACUACAAACCCCUGCACGUCAUCUCUAGCUGACACCUUUGCGAACAGGUAUUGUGUCAAUUUAAAACUUGCACAAGACCGUUCACAGAACUGUCCCUUUAAAUGUUUAUUUUACUAGGCAAGUCAGUUAAGAACAAAUUCUUAUUUUCAAUGACGGCCUAGGAACAGUGGGUUAACUGCCUGUUCAGGGGCAGAACGACAGAUUUGUACCUGGUCAGCUCGUGGAUUCGAACUGGCAACCUUUCGGUUACUAGUCCAACACUCUAACCACUAGGCUACCCUGCCAAUUUACUCAUUACUACAUUUAACAUUAGAUAAAUAAAUCCAGAGAUUCUUACUUUUCCUUCAAUUCAACAGUCUUGUCCAGAUAAUGGAAUUUGUAGUUCUUUAUGAUAGCCACAUUAACAGCUAAUUAACAUUUUAUUUUGGGGGGGUAAAUACAGGAAAAUAUAUUUAUAAAGGUCACUUUUUCCUAGAGAUUUACAUGGUUAUCAAAACAUCACACCAGGGUAAGCCUACACAAAACACAACCCUUAUUUUAAGUGUUUCUAAAAGACCCCCAUGGGAUUUGACCGCUAGGUUUUAUGAGUAUUAUGACUCUGUGAUACUGUGGUACUCUAUUGGCUGUAAGGUUUUAUAGAAAUGUAACUGCAUUGCUGGAUGAGAGCAUGUACUGUUUGCCACCAAUUGUUCUCAACUCGAUUGUCUUCAGAUAUUGAAUGGUAAAGGAUCGUCUUGGUAGUUUAUGUACACGUCAUUAUGUCUACACUUAACGAUGGAAGGAGACCAUGUGAUAGUCUAUUGCUGAUACUCCUGUAAAGAUUUGAGUGAAAUUUACAGUGUACCAUGAGGAACAGUAUAUUUGGAAAUAUAUUUAGCUACACAUUUAGUUUUUUCAGUCAAACCACUGUACAUAAAUGCACAAGAUUGCUGUGGAAAGUGUCAAAGAAACCAGUUAGUCAUAACAGCACUUUAUUGAUGGAAUGGAACGCAUACGACUCCAUUUUGUCUCCAUCUAAUGGUACGAAGUCUACCAUCUUUUUCCUGGCCAUUUAAAAAGAAAAGAUGGAUAGAGAUGGAUAAAAUAAGACUAUUGUAAGCAAACAAUCACUUAAUAGCAAUUAAAAACCUGAGACAAACAUGAAAGGGACAAAUAUGAAAAUUAUUGUCUUUACGGAAUUUGCUACUGAAGAUGUUGAAACGGAAAAUUUCACUGAAUGUAAUAAGCAAUGUAAAUUAGAAUUUGAAAACACCCAUAAUAAAUAUUUUCAUAUGUAUUAUGAAUUUCA